AGAGAAUGAUAAGACAUUGCGGUAACAUUGGGGAUCAUUUUCGCACCAUCCUCACAGUUUCAUCGUUUAUCCACCAAAUUGGCAGGCAUUAAGAUUAUCUGGUGAAGUAAUUGCAGUAAUUUUGUGUUUGAGAACAUUAGUGGAAAUUUAAAUGUGAUUAAUUGUUGUGUGCUUUGUGAGAAGAAAAAGCAAUGAGGAUUCUUUUUAUUGCAAUCAUCGGUUUCAUGUGGCUGGUUCCACGUGUUGCACUCAUUCAGACUGAUCAAGAGGCCGAUGGAUUGUCUGAGGAUAAGAUCAGGGAAAUCCAAAAUCUUAGGCAGGAACUCAAUCUUGAGGCAAAAGAACAACCACGUGUCUCGCAGAAAACCCUCGCGGAAGUUGAUGCAAUUCGCGAAGAGAUCAUGAGUGCGGUGCAAAACAAGCAAUAUGUUCACGGAAGUGAUCCCACAAAUCAACUUCUCAAUGCUGCCCAUCUUUGGGGAACUUUGGGAAAUCUUUUCAAGCGUCGUCGAAUUGCCUCUCAACAGGAAGAUAAUGUUGAACAUGUGGCAGAAGACUCUGAUUUUCACAUUCAAUUCCCUCAUUUAACACAGAUAUAUCGGGAAGUCCUUCAAUUGGACUCUGUGGAGGAGGAUAUGAGCUUUGAUUUGGGCGACAAUGUUGUCUAUUGGAAAACUCUGCAUCAGCGAAAACUGGGAAAACACUCUCUUAUCGGUAUCACUAAUUCCAGUGUGGUGUUGCUGAAUGAGACAGAUGGGCACUAUGAAUUCUUGAAGGAGCUGGAACUCCCUUCGAAGCCCACAAAUCUCGAGGGAUUCGUUCAGUGGGAUGUGAAUGAUAGAGCAGCUGAGGGAAUUGUGUUAGUUAGUAUUGCCAAUGAACUACUUUGGAUUGAUUUGGGAACAGAUUUCGAUGAACUUACAAUAACCUGGCGAUGGAAUCUCCAUAAGAAUAUCACGGAAGUGGAUUUUUUCUCAUUAAUGGAUGAACCAAUGGUAAUCUUAAUUAGUGAAGCAUCUUUAGCAGAUGGAAGAACAUCUGCAGAUAUCUAUCGAUUUGACUAUGGAAAGAAGGAUUUCUGGCUGGUUCAGACAAUCACUCUUACAACUCCCGCCAAUUCUGUGGCUGUUCUCGAGAAUGGACCCGAUCUGAUCAUUGCCAUUCCCCAGGAAAAUGUUACAGAACUGUACAAGUACAUCAAAGAUUCCAAUUUCAAUCGUCAUUUUGUCCACUUCCUGAACUUUGAUUCCCCUCUUGUGGCUCAUGUUGCGAGUUUUCGCAUCGGAGGGCAUUCCCACUUGGCCAUUGGGGGUAUUAAUCCACAGAUUUGGCGCCUUGAGGAUGAUACUUUUGAAUCUGUGGAGAUUCGUCACAAUUACUUUGGCAUGGUGGAUUUUUGGCUACCAAUCGUGGCAACAACAUAUCGAGAUGAUCUUAUCAUCCUUGUGCAGCACCGUAUCCAGCUGGAGACUCAUAUUAUGACCAAAUUGGAGGUUCUUGUGUGGAAUGGAGAAUUUUUCAGUAUUCUCCCGAAUGUACCUUGUAUACUCUCAGAUAUUCAGUCUAAGUUUGGAAUUAGUUGCAUGCUGGACUUUGAUAGAGAUCGAGGACUUGAGGGGGCAACUAUCAUUCGGCAUGGGAAAAAUAUUUCCAUUUUAGUGCCACGAGAUGAUGCAGAUUCUGGACUCUUUGUGCUCAACAUGGAAAUGAAAGCUGCCUAUCAUCCGGAACAGGAGCAUUUGGAGGAAUUUAAGAUGAUGUACGAUUACUUCAGCACUCUCAGUGAUUACAAAGACAGAGUUCUUGAAGAUUCCAUUGAUACCAUAAAAAAUGCCUUGAAAAUUAAUGAGUUCAAUGCCAUUUCGGCUGAAUGGACGGUGAAAUCCCUGGAAACAAGUUUAUUUGAGGAUGUAUCAGGCAUGGUGAAAUUCGGAGGGGAUCAUAAAAUUGCCAUAGGAGAGAAAAUCUGGACUUUGGAGGAUUCCAAACUGGAUAUUCCUACAAUCUCAGACACAUUGAAUAUCAUGGAAGAUGGUCUCAAUAAUGUAAUGUUUGAGGCUGUAGAAAAAGUUCAGAAUCGGGUCAACAGUGCUAGGGACUCUCCUGUAUUUUCUCUGGGAAGUAUCCUGAACAAUGGAAGAUUGUCGACAGAAGGGAUGUAUAUCCUUAGUCAAGGCACCGAUUCAUCUGACCAGCAGAAUCCAGAGAGCAAUUCCCGUGAAAAACGACAGAUAAACUCCACGGAAGAUGCUUCAAUUGGAGAAGUAAUAGUGAAAUAUCUCGAAGUAGACUCUAUCAAUGGAAUCCCAGUCAGUGAUCUUGUUUUCAGUGGGAGUAAUAAAAUUGCCAUAGAAAGUGAUUUGAUAAUUGAUGGUCCGUUGGAGAUUGAAGAUGUGUUACUGAGUGGAAAAGUAAAUGGCAAGUUUCUGCAAGAGGAAGUAAUUGAGACGGAAAGUGAGACAUACUACAGAGAUAUUUUGGAAUUUGGCUCACUAGACAUUAAAGAUGAUCUUGUGGUGCAUGAGAGUGUCAAUGGGAUGGAUCUUGAUCGAUUCUUCGAGGCAUUCAUCUCACCAGUCUUUCAUGAUGAUGUGAUUGCAGAUGAGAAUAUUACAAUUUCCGGAGAUCUUACCUUUACCACAAUCAACGGAGUCAAUUGGGAACAAUUCAUCCAGAAGAUUGUCAUGACGAAUCUCCCAAUCAGGCUCGGGGAAAUGCGAGUUAAAGGGGAAGUGUCCUUUAUGGAUGCCUCAAGAAUUGAUAUGCUCAACAAAAAUAUUUUCCCAGAUUCAUUUUUAUGGGCAUCCAAUGGUACUUCUGAUAGACCCUCCUCGGUAGUUAUUACCGGUCAGAAGAAAUUCAAGACACUCGUUGCUUCUUUCGUGGAUGCGGAGGGAACGAUAAAUGGAGUGGCAGUAGACAAUGUGAUCACUAUUAAUUCUGACCAACACAUCCCGGGAAAUACGACUUUCAGUGAUCUGCAAGUUGUGGGGAAUUUGGAAAUUGAUGGGAAAGUCCAUGGGAAGCAUUUGGAUAAGUUUCUGGAGAAUCCAACAUUACUGGAGACCAAAUUUGUGAGAUCAGCUUGUGUGUUUCGCGAUUUGAGAGUUGAGGGUAACAUCAUAGUCAAUAAGUCUGUCAAUGAAAUUGAUCUUGAGAAACUUUUGAGUGAUGCUAUUUAUACAACAGACAGCACUAUCAAUGUGACCUCUUUUAAGUCAUUUGAUAAUGUGAUCUUCAACUCUGGGAUUACACUGACGUCGAAUAUUUUGAAUGGUGUUUCCCUCAAUGACUAUGUCACCAAAGACACAGAACAGGAACUCUCUAUCAAGGAGAUAAACGGUGAUAUCUAUUUCCAUUCACUGGAUCUCGAUGGUUUGUUCAAUUCUGUGAAUAUCACAGAAUUGGAUUACAACACAAUCAAAUUAUCCGGUCAACAGCAUACGGAGGCGGAGAUUAUAUUUGAGAAUGACGAUCUGGGAGACUUUGUAGAUGUUGUGGCCGGAAAUCUAGAAAUCACUGAUACAAUCAAUGGUUUUAAAAAGCACGAUUUAAUUGAUAUCAGUGAUGAUUUUGUUCUCAAUGCUGAAGUGGAAUUCGAGAAGCUCAGUGUUGAUCAUAUGGAGAUGCAUGGCAAUUUAACUGGAGAAUUUCUGGUCAAUGACAUCAAUUUGGAUGAUUUCUAUCGACGACGAUUGAGUUUGUCCGGAGAACAGACCAUUGAUGCACCUUUUUACAUUGAACAUGCACAAAUUGAUUCACUCAAUGUCAGCAGAAUCAAUAAUUUCUCAAUUGAUCACAUUGAAAGUCUCCUGACGAUUGCUGAGAAUCUCGAAGAAGUCAUUAAGUCCGGAGUGGUGCCCAUUGAUUUUCUCACAGUUCAUGGAAAUGUAAAUUUAGAGAUGGUUAAUGGGCAGAAUUUCAGUGAUCUUGCAGCAAAUGCCAUUUGGCUCAAUGAAACAAAUGUCUUCAGUAGCGAAGUGAACUUCCUGGACAAGGUCAUAUUUCACAGGGAUUUGUUCUUAGAGGGGAAACUCAAUGAGAAAGAUAUUGAGUAUUUUAUUGAGAACAUUGUGCAGAAAUCAAAUGAUUCCAUUAUUCUUUCUGGUCACAAGACCUUCAAAAAGGGUCUAUAUUCCAUUGGGGAUGUUAAUGUGGACACUAUAAAUAGCCUCAAUGUAUCCAGCAUGCUGACCCAGAACAAAAACAAUGUAAUUCACGGUGAUCUUGUUAUCAGUGGAAAUUUAACAGUUAAAAAGUUGAUAUUCAAUGGAAAGAUAAAUGGAUAUCCAGUAUCCAAUCUCAUGAACAUCUACUCGUACGAUCCUAUUGAAAAUUUCCAUCAUAUUUAUGAAGAUAUUCACUUCGCGGAUCAUCCCUAUGUUCACAAUUUAGUGGUUGAUGGAUGUCUCAAUAAUUUAGAGAAUGUAACAGAAUUUAUGCAAGGCAUACAGAUGAAGAAUCAAAAAUCCUACAAUAUAACAGGAAGAAAAAUCUUCCUGAAGGAUGUCAUCAUUGAAAAUUCUCUCCAUGUAAACCUUGUCAAUGGCAUUGACUUUCAGGAUUUCGUGGACAAUGUCGUGCUCAUUGAUGAUCCGCAAAGUACUGCGGAAAUUCAUGGCAAUGUGACCUACCUCAGUGAAAUUAUUGAGAGUCCAGAGGUUUUUGUUAGGGGAAACCUCACAGCAGACACCAUUAUGGGAUGCAGUCCUGAUCAUUUCAUCAGUGAAGCUGUUUGGAAGGACAAAGAUAUGGAGCUGCCCAUGAAUAUUACUUUUGACCGAGGAGCCCUCAAUGUAGAAUCAAUUGAGAGUGAUUUCCUAAAUGGAAUUCCCAUGUCCAAAUUCAUUACUCUUCACACUGAGCAGGAGAUUGAAGACAUUCUCGUGAUGCCUAACAUGGUGGUUAAUCAACCAAUUAGAGUCGAUGGGUUUGUCAAUGGAAAGAAAUUGCCGGAAGAGCAUGAGAAUACCCUUAUGAUAUAUGGUGAUCAAAUAGUGGAGACUUCAGUAAGUUUCCACCAGGCUCGUGUGCUCAAUUCUCUGACCACAACUGGCUUGGUGAACAAUCAGAACAUAAGAAAUGUUGCUUUUCUCAAUUCUGACCUUAUGAUCACAACUCCUGUGUCUUUUAAUCAUCUGAAAGUGAAGAAUGUCUUUACUGAUCACAUCAUUUCGGGAAUUAAUUUCACUGAAUGGUAUGAAGGUGUUCUGUGGAGGAAGAGAAAUUUCAAUCAGACUGUAAGUGGGCGGUGGGUGUUCAAAAACUUCCACAUUGAGGAAUCUCUCGAAGGGGAUGGAUCAAUAGAUAAAAUUGAUUUUGUCCACAUGAUGGCCCACUUUAGUGAAAAUCGACAUAAAUUGGCAGAGAAGGUGGAGCAUACGGAAAAGUUAUAUUAUGAAUUUUGCCACAAAUUUAAUGAUCUCUUGCACAAGAGUCACCACGAUAUUUGCUUCUUCCGGUAUUUUGAGCAAGACUUUACUAUCAGGGAGCAUGGUGAAAAAAUCAAUUCACACUUGUUCUAUGAGAACAAUGGGCAGAAUUUCUUUAUCCACUCAGUUGGAUGUCGCAGUAAACUCCAUCAGUGGAGCUCUACUGAUAAACGUUUCAAUCUUCUGGUUACAAUUAACACGGGGCAAAUUGAUGAGUGGAUUCAUGUGGAGGAUUCACUGGGACAUGCUCAUUUAGUGGCAAAUGGUCCGGUAAAUCCAAAGUGCAAUGAAACUGGUAGUUCUGUGUGGAAAUGGACUGGGUCAAAUCUGUUCAGAGUGACCCAAAUGGAUCAGCAUUUCAAUACCAUCUUGCGAAGUGCUCUCCAUCCUGGCCAUUUUUAUGCCAUUGAUGGCAAAAAUGUGGUCACUGAGUAUGAUAUCAAGGGAAAAGCUGGGGAAAAAUGGGAGACAUUCCUGGGUUCUACACUGAGAUUUAUUCCACCGGAAGUUACUUCUGGUCUGGCAGUCACUGAUGGAAAACGCAUUAAAGUUAUUCAGGAUAGGUAUGCUAGAAGAAGAAAAAGAGUUACUCGAUCUACGGAUACUACAGUCAGUGACUACAUGACACUGGGAGAAGAUUCCGGGGAUUCUUUUGUAAAUUUACUGAUGAAGUACAGUGACAUGAUCAAGAGUAACAAAACUUUGAAUACCAGUGAAUCAUUUGAUCAGAACAUCUUCGAAAAUGAGAUUGUCGGAGACAAAUUAUUUGACAGAUUUCAGGAUUUAAUGAAACAGGGAUCAAAGACAUUCGUUGAUACGUCUUUCAAGAUCAUGGAAAUUCUCAAUAGGUAUGAAAAAAAGGAUGAGGAAGAAAAUAAGGGAUACAAUGAAUAUGUUGGUGAUGCAGCUGAAAAUUCAACAAAUCCUGGAGAUUUUAUAACGAAGGAGGAGUUUCUCAACACUCUUAGAUAUGUUUUGCUGAAAAAGAAAUUCCUCAUUGAUGUUGCCAUGGGUGCUCUAUCAGAAGUUGAUCCUCCGGCUGAUGAGAACUCCACUCUGAGCGUGAUUAAGGUCAAUGCAACUGAUCUAAGGAGUGCAGAAUUGGAAGAAAUGGCUGAAGAUGCUAUUGAUUUCUGGUUGAUGGAACUUUUGAUGAAUGAUAAAAUCAAUGAGAUCGAUGGGGAAGAAGUGAAGGAACCUCUUGAGGAAGUUCACUUGAUUCAGAGUUUGCAGAAAUUGAAUAAAACAGGAAAUGAUGCAUCCGAGAACUUCUUCAGUAACUCGACUCCACUUCAUGUAAAUUUCCCAGAAGAACAAAAUCUAACUGCUUCAAUUGUAUCCUCAGACCCAAUGAUCAUCUACUCAGAGGGUGAUCCGUCAUUUGAGGAGCUUACAGGAGAAUUUGUCGCUCUAACCGUUGGACAUCCACUUUACCGGAGGAAACUCAUUGCUGCUGCCUCGAGAAGGAAAAGCACCAUUCGAGGACCGCAUGAUGUGAUCAAUCUGUAUGAGAAUCGCAUUGGAGGUACUAUCUUCCAGACCCUGUCAUGCCAGAAUCCUACUGGUCUUACAGCCCUGCAUCUCAGGGAUGAGACUCUCCUGAUCUUCGUGGAGGCAGGUGUAGAUGUUCAAAUUUAUAGCUAUCAGGGUAUUAUGGGAUUCAAAAAAAUAUCCCAGUUUCACAUAAACUCUCCAGCACUUCAUCUCACCACGAUUUCUCUGCCAGUCGAUGGGGAUUACCGAGUGAAUUACUUGGUAGUGACAACGAAGGAGGAAAUAUUAUUCUUGGAAGCCAAAAUGAUGGGAAACUGUCGUGUUGAUGUGGAAGUGAAUUGCGAUGAGUGAGCAAAUACCAAAAUUAGAUGCCGGGGGGGAUGGGUGUGUGAAAUGCCUCUCAGCUGUUUAUCAUCUUUAUACCUUCUAUAUUUAUCCAGUUAGUUCAAUCUUCCAAAUAUUUAUACUAAUAAGCUCGGAGAGUGUCGUAAAUUGUACACUUUGGUCUCCAAUAAAAUGCCUCUUGAAAAGUUGUUGGCUGGUCAAGAGGAUGACUUCAUUGUA
Phlebotomus papatasi is the source of this 7490-nucleotide messenger RNA. RefSeq lists its product as uncharacterized. The transcript is spliced from 6 exons. Bases 192 to 7277 code for a protein of 2361 amino acids. Lineage: Eukaryota; Metazoa; Arthropoda; Insecta; Diptera; Psychodidae. Gene Ontology annotation, cellular component: cell surface. The record is from RefSeq and is a predicted model, not a curated record. Gene Ontology annotation, molecular function: heparin binding.